AUGGGGGAUAGCAAAACACCAGAGAUCCAGACCCUGCCAUGGGAAAACCCGCAGCAGACCAAGAAUCCAAAGAACUGGCCAUUUGCGAGAAGGAUUGCUCAUACACUCCCGCCAGUCCUCAAUGCGUUUGUGAUCGCAUUCGCCUCAGCCGUCGUGGAGCCCGUCAUUCCAGCUCUCAUUGACCAUUUCCACGUCUCCGAGACUAUCGCAACCCUCAGUUUAACACUGUAUACACUCGGCAUCGGUAUCGGCCCCGUCUUCCUCGCACCAUUGUCCGAAAUCCUUGGCAGGAAAUGGACGUUGGUCACGACACUCGCAUUUCUCCUCGCGUUCACGGCGGGGGCAGGUGCCGCGAACAACGUCGCUUCCUUCCUCGUCUGUCGGGCUCUCGCCGGGUUCCUGGGGUCUGCAGGUAUCGCCGUCGGCGGCGGAACCAUGACUGACAUCUGGGGAGUUGGAAAGGAAGGGAGUCUCACUUCUCUCGCCUUCAUCCUCACCUCCUUCCUAGGGCCAACCUUUGGGCCUAUCGUCGGCGUCUACGUUGUCGCUGACCGCGGCGGCGACUGGAGGUGGUCGAUGUGGAUUAUCCUUCUUCUCGGAGCGCCUGCGUUUAUUGCUCUGCUCUUCACAUCCGAGACGUACAAGGCCAAGAUCCUCAAUGAGCACAAGGGCGACCUGUCCCCCGUCGGAUUCGCCAAGAGCGUCGUGUCGUUCGCCUGCGUCCGCGUCACGAAAAUGCUCUUCACCGAGGUCAUCGUCUUCUCGUUAAUACUCUACAGCUCCUACGCCUACGCGAUGGUCUUUAGCUUCUUUGGCAGCUUUCCCUACGUAUUGGAGACGGUCUACGGAUUCAACCAAAAACACGCUCGUCUCGCCUUGCUCAGUCCUAUCAUCGGAUACUUCUGCGCGGCAAUUAUAUUCAUGGUCUUGCAUGCGACGGUGUAUAAACGCGCGACAAAGGUUGCAGGGGGCAUGGCUGCACCGGAGCAUCGAUUGUAUAUCGGGAUGGUGGGCAGUGUCUUUUUACCGGCUGGUCUGUUCUGGUAUGCUUGGGAGGCGCAUUCUGGUGGACACUGGGCUGCUCUCGUUGCGUCAGGGAUCUUUCUUGGGAUUGGGGCUUUUGCUAUUCUGUUGUCGUCGAUCAUAUACAUGGUCGACGUCUAUCGCUCGGGAAGUGUGGCAUCUGCCCUCGCAGCAAACGGUCUCGUCCGGUAUAUCUUCGAAGCCGUAUUCCCACUCUUCACAAUCCAGAUGUACCAGAAUCUGCACGUCCACUGGGCCAGCAGCGUAUUCGCGUUCCUGUCACUGGUUCAGCUCCCGAUCCCCUGGCUGCUGUUCAAAUUUGGGCCUAAGUUGCGAGAGAAGAGCAAUUUUUGA
Molecule: messenger RNA, 1377 nt
Organism: Aspergillus calidoustus
Lineage: Eukaryota; Fungi; Ascomycota; Eurotiomycetes; Eurotiales; Aspergillaceae
Source: the annotation of a GenBank genome assembly